UUUAUAUUACUUUUUUUUUGUGUGUGUUGUAUUAGUUGAAUAAAUUAUUUUUUCUGAAGAGACCAAAACAUCUAAAAUGUCCGAAGUGACACUCAGAGGUGUGUCCAUUCAGUUCCCGUUUAAACCGUACAAAGUUCAGGAGGACUACAUGGAAAAGGUGAUCGAAUGCCUACAGGAUGGCAAAAACGGCGUUCUGGAGUCACCCACAGGCACGGGUAAAACGUUGAGUUUACUGUGUUCGUCGUUGGCAUGGCUCAUGGUGAAAAAGGCUUCCAUACAGUCACAGUCCCAUGCAACAGGAUCCCUGGAUCAGCUGAGUUGUGGAACUUCUUUCAUGCAUGACCUUACCAAGAGCCUCAACAAAGCUGGAGGCAAAGGCUUCGAGCAGCCUUUAUCAACGGACAUCAACAGUUUUGGCUGGGCAAUACCCAGAAUCAUCUAUGCUUCUAGAACUCACUCUCAGUUAUCUCAGGCAAUGCAAGAGUUGAAGAGAACGUCUUACAAGCACGUCAGCGUAGCCGUUCUUGGUUCAAGAGAUCAGCUCUGCAUCAAUCCAGAAGUUGCAAGGGAGCAAAGUAGCUCCAACAAAAAUCAUUUGUGUCAAGCUAAAGUCAAGACAAGAAGUUGUAUAUUUUAUAAUACUGUAGAAUCUAGAAAAGAAGAUCCAAGUAUCAAGCAAAGUAUUUUAGACAUAGAAGAUUUAGUCAAGACUGGUCAGAAACAUAAAUGUUGUCCUUAUUAUUUAUCCAGGGAGUUAAAACAAAAUGCGGAUAUAAUAUUUAUGCCUUAUAAUUACUUAUUAGACCCCAAGACUAGGAAAAAUUUGAACAUUGAACUGAAAAAUUAUGUUGUCUUGCUGGACGAGGCACAUAACGUAGAAAAAAUAUGCGAAGAAGCUGCUUCUUUGCAAAUGAGUAGCACAGAUAUUGCUCUUUGCAUAGAUGAAAUAACAAGUGUUAUGAUGGACAUAGCUAAGGCAGAUAAACAAAAUGAUAGUUCAUCCGAAACACCUAGUAAUACCCAAAAAGAUUUUUCGUCGGAAGAUCUCAUUAUUUUGAAAACUAUGUUUUUGGAGCUGGAAAAAGCCAUUGAUUCCAUUCAAAUUACUAGACGAGAUGAAGGGGACACUUUUCCUGGUAGUUAUAUUUUUGAACUACUGGCAAAAGCUGAGAUUACCAAUGGUAAAGAGUCAUUGGUGGUUGAAAAGUUGGACAAAAUAAUAACUUAUUUGACAACCACAAGUGCAUCACCUUUUGCCAGGAAAGGGAAUGCUCUUCAAAAGUUUUGUGAUCUUUUGAGGAUUGUAUUUGCUGGAACAGCUAAUAGUAUGUUUAGAGAAAGAAUAAAAAAGUGUUAUAAGGUUUAUGUUCAAAUCGAACCACCAAAAAAAACGUUUAAAAAUGAUGGUUGGGAGACAAAAAAAAUUAGUAAAUCAGAUGGAAAACUAAUAAGCUAUUGGUGUUUUAGUCCAGGAUUUGGAAUGCAGCAAUUAAUAGAUCAAGGUGUAAGAUCUGUUAUAUUGACAAGUGGAACUCUGUCUCCUUUAAAACCAUUUAUAUCGGAAAUCGGAAUCGACAUACAAGUGCAGUUAGAAAAUCCCCAUAUCGUGUCCAAUAAACAAAUUUGUGUUGGUGUUGUUGGUUGUGGAUACGAUGGCUAUCCUCUCAAUUCAUCAUUUAAUACAAGGAAUGAUCCAAAAUACAUAGCUUCUCUUGGAGAAACUAUCAAAAUUUUUAGUUUCAUUUUGCCGCACGGUUUGUUAAUUUUUUUUCCAUCUUAUCCUAUUAUGAAAAAAUGCCAAGAAGAAUGGCAAAAGAUGGGAAAAUGGACUCAAAUCGAAAAUAACAAGCCAAUUUUUGUGGAACCUCAAUCAAAAGAUACAUUUAAUAGUAUUAUGAAUGAUUAUUACAAAAAAAUUCACGAUCCCGCAUUUAAAGGGGCAAUCUUCAUGGCGGUUUGUAGGGGAAAGGUCAGUGAAGGUUUAGAUUUUGCUAAUGCAAAUGGAAGAGCAGUUUUAAUCACUGGAUUACCAUUUCCGCCUUUGAAAGAUCCAAGAAUCAUAUUAAAGCAACGUUACUUGGAAGAAAAUCGAGUUGUUGGGAAAGAAAGUCUAACAGGACAACAAUGGUAUCAACUUGAAGCAUCGAGAGCUGUUAAUCAAGCCAUUGGUCGUAUCAUUCGUCACAAGAACGAUUAUGGUGCCAUAUUACUUUGCGAUUGUCGUUUCGAUAAUCCGUCGUUUAAACAGCAAUUGUCAUCGUGGAUUAGGCCACAUAUUAAAAAAUUUCCCGAUUUCAAGGCAGUAUUGAAAGAAUGUCGAGAAUUUUUCCGAUACGCUAGUGCAAAUCUCCCACAACCCAUAAAUAAUGUAGUAAAGUCAGAUUCCGACAUGUCGUUGCCAGCCGUUCCUGCUCAUUUCGAUACCAGCGUCAAACGCUCUUCGAAUUCUGCAUCACAUAAUUCUUCUCAAAAUGAAAGUUCAGCGGUAGAAAAAGAAAAAGAAGAUCCCUUUGAUAUUAAUUUUUAUAAAACGGAAAAUAAUACCGGCGCUGUAAAAAGUAGUCAAAAAACUCAAACUUCGCCGACAAAAAAUUUAGCGUCGAUGUUUGAGAUGAAACCAAAGAAGCCAGUGUUAAAUUUCACUACAUGUAAAUUACAAAGUGAUCCUAAUAGUACUACGGAAAAAGUAAUUUCACCCGAGCCUCAAAUCAAACGAAGAAAAGUUACAAUUAAGCCUGUGAUCUUUGAUAAAAUUGAAGAAGAGGUCCCUUCAACUUCAGAAUUUAAUACUACUCCAGCAUCUCAAUUGUCAAUUUUGAAUUCUUCUAACAGUACACAGGAAGAUGCCCCAUCAAAACUAGAGCAGGGAAAAUUGUACUUAAAAGAGGUUAAAAGCCGUCUUACCAAAGAAAAGGUUGACGUUUUCAAAAGUAUAAUUGCUAAUUAUAAAAGGAAUAGCAGUUUUCAAGAGCUGAUAGUUGCUCUGAAAGAUUUAUUCAUCACGGAAAGUAAAGAUGAACGUCUAUUCAUUGGCUUUCGUACUUUUCUUAAAAAAGAGCAUAUUAAAGCCUUUGAUGAAUAUGUUCAACACAUGGGAACACUAUAAUCGGCACGGUAGCGUUCCUCGCCAAAAAUAAAUGGCCACAGUAUUUUUUAACUGAUAAAAUUGUACAUACAUUGUUAUUUUUAUAUAAAAUUAUUUCAAGGACAAUAAAAAUAUG
Copidosoma floridanum is the source of this 3221-nucleotide messenger RNA. It is a transcript of the gene Rtel1, whose product is annotated as Regulator of telomere elongation helicase 1. Gene Ontology annotation, cellular component: nucleus. Gene Ontology annotation, biological process: DNA repair; negative regulation of DNA recombination; negative regulation of t-circle formation. Gene Ontology annotation, molecular function: DNA polymerase binding; hydrolase activity, acting on acid anhydrides, in phosphorus-containing anhydrides; DNA binding. The record is from RefSeq and is a predicted model, not a curated record. NCBI's taxonomy places the organism in Eukaryota, Metazoa, Arthropoda, Insecta, Hymenoptera, Encyrtidae.